This is a messenger RNA of Kwoniella mangroviensis CBS 8507, 1515 nucleotides long. RefSeq lists its product as uncharacterized. The coding region runs from base 1 to 1515 and encodes 504 amino acids. The transcript has 3 exons. Lineage: Eukaryota; Fungi; Basidiomycota; Tremellomycetes; Tremellales; Cryptococcaceae. The record is from RefSeq and is a predicted model, not a curated record. Gene Ontology annotation, molecular function: DNA binding.
AUGUCCCUGUUAAGCAGCAAUCCCAACGACCACGACUACGGUCAGAACCAACAGCAAGUCGGGGAAAGCAACACUCACAAUGAUAUAUCGGAUUUCUUCUCUUCUGAUAAUUUCACUUCAGCUUUGGAUCCAUCCUUAUUCGCCUUAGCAGCGCAAGUACAGGCCGUAGCUCAUGCUCAAGCUCAAGGGAUCGAUAUAGAUUUCAAUAUCGAUCCAACCUUCAUAGAUCCCAUAUUCCCCUCUCAUGAAAACGUGGAUGUGGGACCGAUCGAUCCGAGUUUACUUGAAAUUGCUCAAGUGGUGGAGGAUGUAAAUAAAGGAAAGAUCAAAUUGGAUGAACCAACACCGCAGACUCAACCCCAACCCCUCGCUCAAGCUCAAACUCAAACUCAUACUGUACCGGAAGUCAAUACGGCGAAUGGUACUUCAGCGGAAGGGGAGGGUAUACAUUUGGAUGUGGAGAUUGAUCCGACGUUGAGGGAGAUUGUGAACAGUUUGACCAAUGCUCAGCAGUCCUCACAUAUCAACGGCCAAAGUCUGUCCCACGCCCAAGCUGCCGCUGCGAUCGGUGCGCAUCUCACAGAUGCAGAGGAGAGAGAAAGGUUGCAGCAGAGUCUGCAGACGACCCUGGAGGAUUUGACUCAAGCUAGUUUCAACUCACUGUUCCCUCCAAACUUCCCCCAGUCACCCUCUAAUAAUUUCCUCAACCUCGCUCCUGAUACCGCAAUCCUCAAUGAUCCCUCUCGACAAGCUGAGCCAUCAACGCAUGAACCCACACCAGUCCCAUCCAAUGGCCAGCACGAAGAAUACGGGAGUAAGCGAGGACGAGGACGUGGUCGACCAAAGGGUUCUAAAAACAAACAUAAAGCUGUACCUAUACCUAAGGUGCCCAAGGGUCCCAAACCACCUUCGAAGCCUAAAGGACGACCACCGAAGGAACGUAAUCCGGAGGAACAAGCGGAUUACGAAUUACGUAGACACGAGCGUGCGAUGGGUAUCAAAAGGAGGAAAGGUAGGCCGAGGAAGUUCCCAGGUUAUCUGGUUAGGGAGAUGAGGUUGAAGAAGAACCGAAAGGAAUUUAAUGAGUUGUUAAGGAAUUAUCAAUUGAACAAACCGGAUGGAGAAGAUGAUAGUGAAGAUGAAGACGAGGAUGAAGACGAUGAAGGAGGAGAGUAUCAAGGGGAAGGAAUACAAAUUCAGAAUCUGGAUCAAAUGAGGAUGAUGAUGGAUGUGGAUGUUGAAAAUAUGACGAAUGGUAUAAAUCAAGCUCUUCAAGUGCACAACGACAAUGAUAAUAAUGAUCAUAACGAUAAUAUCAAUUUGGGAAUCCACACUCAUCAUCAUCAUCAACAGCCACAACAACAAGCACGGCAUCACCAUGAUGAUCAUGAUAAUGUGAAUGUAUUUGGGAAUUGGUCGGUAGUUCAAGAUGGACAAAGUUUGUUGGAUGUGGUCAAUGGAGUUGGAGGGGUGAAUGAUCAUACGAUGGAAGGUGUAUUUGGAUUGAACCAUUGA